AUGGCGAGCGCAGAACCUGCAUGGCCAAAAUAUAUUGGCAACUACUUGCUUGGGAGGAAGCUGGGAUCGGGCGUAUCGGGCUCGACUUUCCAAGCGACUCACGUCCACACUGGCAUGGUGGUCGCGUUGAAACUUCAACCACUCAGCAUCUCCUACGCGACCAAUGACUACGAACGCGCCGUAUAUCCUCUCAUACAGGGUGGAGAGGGUAUGCCUACGCUGUGGGCUCAUGGACGCAUCGGUCAAUGGGACUACCUCGCGAUGGACUUGCUCGGCGCCAGUCUGCAGGGACUAUUUCGUGAGGCUAACGCGGAGACUAUGGAUAUGCGCAGUGUACUUUCUAUGGCAGUUCAAAUUAUUACGCGCUUGGAGUUCAUGCAUUCGCGCGGUAUUCUGCAUCGGGACGUCCAGCUAGGCAAUACUGUUCUCGGACUACCGCCAAACCAGACGCUCUUGUAUAUGAUCGACUUCGGGUUCUCCGAGAAGUACGUGAACAGCAAGGGCAAACACAUCCGCAACCGCCAACAACCGGACUUUAUCGGCAACUACUGGUUCUCGAGCGUCAACGUGCAUUGUCGCGGGAAGACAACAUCACGACGAGACGAUCUGGAAUCUCUCGCACUCGUGCUUAUCCACAUCCUAACACCGGGCGGUCUUCCAUGGACGCGAAACGGCGUACCACGCGACGACGCCGAACACGACCGUUUGAAACGUUGCAAGCGCGACUCUCGGCCAGAAGACCUGUGCGACGGCCUGCCCGAGGAGUUCGCCGCGUUCUUGCACUACUGCCGCGGACUCCAAUUCGCCGCACAGCCGGACUAUGCGCGCUGGCGUGAACGUUUCCUAGAGCUGGGCAAACAGCUGGGGUAUGGCGACGUGCGGCCGUUCAUCUGGCCACCGCCGCCAGUCAAGAACAACCCGACUGUACAGGUCAAGCGCACGCACACGCCGGUACCGAAUGGCGAGAUGGAGCAAAUCCUGCAAGGCCUCGCGCAGAUGAACCUGCAGGCAUCGGUCAACGCUCCGAUAGAGCCGACACCAGCGCCAGCGCCUGCACCAGCGCCAACUCCAGUCGCGGCCCCAGUACCUCCUCCCGCCGCUGUACCCGCGCCUGCACCACCGCCUGCCCAAGCAGAUGCCACACCUCCCGCUCAACCCCAACCCGGCCGCCCCAUCCUCGGCCAGAAAGAUCUCAAUGCAGCCUCGCAGCGGCCACCAGGACGAUCCGCAGCGAAGAAGGCGCGCGAGGUGAUAGAGAUCAGCAGCGACUCGUCGACCGAAGUGCCCCUUCCGGCCGGCCGCAACACGAAAGCUGCACGCCUCAUGCGACUCACGAGGCAAUGCGAACUGUCCGUGGACAACAGACAGCUGGCUGGGCUCGUGCGCGAGUUCCUGGCGAUACUCGGCACGGGUACCAGUCGGACGCUUACGAAGGAGGGCUUCUCGUUCUUGGACGCUCUGUACAAACAGCUCGCGGAUCCGAGCAUCUUCAUCGUGCCGUUGCGCACGUCUCAGAGGAGGUCUGCGCGUGCGCCGGCGCCGGCUCGACAGGAAGUCACGAAUGAGGAAAGACGGAGUCGGAUGUCGAAUUUGAGGGCGAGCGUGCCGUUCGCGUUGAGCAAUAGACAGCUCGCGAGGCUCGUGGCGGACUUUGGCACGCUUACGGAUAAGGCGGGGAAGAAGCUCUCAAAGGACUCGUUUGUGUUCUUGGAGGGUGUCGGCUCACGGCUCGAGGCGUUAAGCGGGGCAACAUAG
Messenger RNA from Peniophora sp. CBMAI 1063, 1755 nucleotides. The record is from the annotation of a GenBank genome assembly. Lineage: Eukaryota; Fungi; Basidiomycota; Agaricomycetes; Russulales; Peniophoraceae.